GGAGCGGCUGUCAGGGAGCGGCUGGCGUGUGUGGGGCGGGCAGCAAUGCGGCGCUGGAGGCUCCUUCCCGUGGUGGUGCUCCUCGCCGUCCUGGUCCCCGUCAGAGGCAAUUUUGACGACUUCAACUUACAAGAUGCAUUUGAAACUACAGCGAAGCCUCCUCUAACUCAGAAGCCACCACCAUCAGAUUUGGAUGAUUUCAGCUUGGAACAUGCUCUUCAUCCUGAUGACCCCAAGCCAGGUCCGCCUGCAAAUCCUAGAAACACUGAUAACCCCAAGCAAGGUCCACCUGCACAUCCUAAAGACACUGGCAACCUUGAUGAUUCAGAUUUAUACGAUGGCAGUUUACCAAAAGGAGGAGGCGGUGGUAGUGGCAGCAAUGAACGAAAGAGCCCAAGCCCAAAUAAUGGCGAAGAAGCUGAGGCUUCUCAGGGAGCAAUAGCUGGAAUAGUAAGUGCUGUGGUUGCUACUGUAAUUGGAGCAGUAUCUAGUUUCAUUGCUUACCAGAAGAAGAAACUCUGUUUCAAACAAAGCGCAGAUGAAGAGAAUGUGAAUAUGGAAAGCCAUCGGGGAGCGCAAUCUGAGCCACCUGGUAAGAGAAGAAUCUAGAUGGAAGAUCAACUUUUUGUUCAGCGCACACUUCUGGAGAACUAAAUUAAAGAAAACAUGAUGAAGAACAGAUCACUGAAACUGGAUAGAGAGCCUGCAUUCUGCCUGAAAAAAAAAAGGAAACAAAAAAAGCAUAAUGUAAACAGCAGAGUCUGAAGUUGCAUGAGAAAACAGUUCUUGUUUGAAACACCUCUGGGAGUGUGACUUAGACCUGAGUACUUCUGUAUGGUUAGCCCUGUGAAGCAUUGUUGCACACCAAUAUAUGGCCUUAAUGACAGGAGUGUAGAAGUAUGUUGUGCCUUUACAUUCUUUCCUUUACUCCUGUGACAAAUGGGUGUGUCUCAAGUGCAUUCAGUAUGUUUAACUUUUCCUUACCUCUCCAAAAACAAUAAGCAAUUAACUUUUUGUUAUGCCAUUGCUUUCAGGCAGUGCAAACUUUUUUUUUUAAUAUCCUAUACACAGUGAGUGUACCAACCAAACAACUUGGUAUAUGUUGUGGGCACCUGAAAGCAAAUGGUUCACUGUGUGUAGAUAAUGGACCUGGGUGUGGGUGCUGCUGAUACAAUCUGUGUAGCUGCCUGGGUCAGCCACCAGGGAAGAGAUAGUUGUUCUUGAUCAUCCAAGAGACAAAAAUUCAGUUUUGUUUUUGCAUUUUUUUUGUUGCAUCUGUCUGGUACAGAUUCAGAACACCCGAACUAGUGCACACAGACCCUUCAUCCUUUCUGGCUCUUCCUGCUUAGCAAGUAUUGAGCUGGUCAGAUGUGGAAAAGCCUGAUUUGCAAAUCAGAACCAUGAUUGAAUUUUGUACAUCUGGUGAGAUUGAUGUUUGGCAGUUGUUUAAACAGUUGUGGAUGAAGUAUUGGGGUGUGGGGAUUAACAUCUUCAGGCUUCCAUAACCAAAAACUUAACAGAAAAUAAUGUUGAAUUCAGAAGUCUUAUCAUACACACUUAAAAGACAGGAACAGUACUACAGUUUGAAAGUACCUAAUAGCAAGACUGACCAGAACAACACAGCCUCAUUCCACAAGCAUCCAUUGAACAGUAUAAAUAAUAUACGUGUGAAGAAUGCUUUUGGACUUGUGAAAGAUUGCCAUCGGGAUGAGGACCUGUGAUUGCAUCCUCAACUGAAAGCACUUGUGAGCUUUGCUGUGGCUCUUGAAAGCCACAGGAAGGUUUCAAGGAUCUGUGGAAACAUGGAAAACUGCAACUCAUAACAGCUAAAGGACUAAGUCUGGAAUAAUAACUAGUUCUGUCUGGAAGGAAUAGUCUGACCAGUUCUGUUGGCUUUCAUUCUAAUUGUUUCCAAUUUUCAUGCAAUUUUACAAUAUGUGUCUUACUAAUGCGCUUCAGCCAUCUGGCAAAGUUCUACAGAAAGAUGACAUUUCAUGGAACAUCUUAGAAGUCAUUAUGAAUUUGGAUAUUAAACAUGUAAAUAUAUCUGUGCAUUCAGAUAUGAAUGUAUGCCAAGGAUAAUUCAUUUAAGAAUUUCUUGUACAUGUUUCUUAGCUUACAACAAAGCUUUACACAGAUUUUAGUAUUUUGUUAUGGAAUUAAUUUGUAAACCUCUCUUUGCCCCACUUCUGCUUUUAGUAUAAAAGUGCUAAAACCUUUAAGUGUGUUUGAGGGUGGAAAAGUGAUUUUUAUAUAAACAUUUCAUCUAUGUAAAUACAAGGAAAUGAAAUGUACUGCUUACCUGCAUGAAUAAACAGGUAUCUCAUAUCAAUGCCAAGUAUAGAAAAAACAGAAAUAAGCCAGUGUUUGUUAAGGAUAGAAUGGCGGGGGAAGCUCAAACUAGCUUUUAGCUAACCAGACUCUUGAAUCCUUCUUCAGCUUUUGCAAGCCUAAAAAUUACUUAUUAAAACCUCCUAUCAACAUUGUGAUUUUUCUAAAAAUAAAUUAAAAAAAAAAAAAGAAAAUGUUUUUGUAUUUUCCUUCUUAGUAGCUCUAGAAAUACAAAAAUUUUGGUGCUCCACCAGAGAAGCAGUCUUCAAAGGGAGUUUGUCUUCGUGCUCCAUCAGCAAUUCAGGUUUAUUUCUUACAGAUGUUUUAAUCAUUUUAGAAGGAAGUUGGCCAGUAGCAACAAAGCUGUGAGCUGCUUUCACAGGGUGCUUACCAGUGCAAAGUGCAGAGAAGACCUCUGUCUGAGUGAAGGACAGGCAUGGCUUCUGAAGAACACCUAGAUUUGGUAACACAGAAUCUACGGAAAAUAUGCACACCAAUAGAAGGCUUAGUAUGGACAAACUUAACAGUGUUUGCGUUGAGUGUUCCUCAUCCAGCUAUCAUCACAGCCCUUAGGAGUAGACACUUUUGCAGGGCCAUGUGUCAUUGUCUCACCUUCU
Gymnogyps californianus (California condor) is the source of this 2948-nucleotide messenger RNA. RefSeq names its product CD99 molecule (Xg blood group) (gene CD99). Gene Ontology annotation, biological process: positive regulation of neutrophil extravasation; T cell extravasation; homotypic cell-cell adhesion. The record is from RefSeq and is a predicted model, not a curated record. NCBI's taxonomy places the organism in Eukaryota, Metazoa, Chordata, Aves, Accipitriformes, Cathartidae. The transcript is spliced from 11 exons. Bases 46 to 609 code for a protein of 187 amino acids.